Messenger RNA from Serpula lacrymans var. lacrymans S7.9, 1576 nucleotides. RefSeq lists its product as uncharacterized. The record is from RefSeq and is a predicted model, not a curated record. Gene Ontology annotation, cellular component: mitochondrial outer membrane. NCBI's taxonomy places the organism in Eukaryota, Fungi, Basidiomycota, Agaricomycetes, Boletales, Serpulaceae. The transcript is spliced from 6 exons. Gene Ontology annotation, biological process: cyclic threonylcarbamoyladenosine biosynthetic process. Gene Ontology annotation, molecular function: tRNA threonylcarbamoyladenosine dehydratase activity; ubiquitin-like modifier activating enzyme activity. Bases 12 to 1457 code for a protein of 481 amino acids.
ACAGCUUAGCUAUGAACGUUCUAUCUACCUAUUCUCACCGCACGCAUAUUGUUGCAGCUGCUUUAACAGCAUCUCUGGUUACAUCUGGUAUAUUCAUCACCUAUAACUCUUAUACCAGGCGAGCAAAACGGAAGGCUCUUAAUGAGGAGGUCAUUAAAUCUAUAGCGGCGCACAACGAUGAUAAACGAGAACAAGGCGCCGUCGAGAAAUCUGUUGAUUUCGCGGAAGUCGCCCACAUAAGGAGUGCUGGAUAUGACGAGGAGCUCAUCAGAGAGCAGUUGGCGAGAAAUUACGCGUUCUUUGGCGAGGAAGGCAUGACUCAUAUUCGGGCUGGCACAGUGGUCAUCGUGGGUUGCGGAGGCGUUGGUAGUUGGGUUGCUGUCAUGCUCGUUAGAUCUGGAGUGUCAAAAAUACGACUCGUUGACUUUGAUUAUGUGACGCUAUCGUCGCUGAACCGCCAUGCUACUGCAGGGCUUUCUGAUGUAGGGACACCGAAGGUGGCAUCCAUGGAACGAACUUUGAAGGAUAUUGCACGCUGGGCUGAAGUGGACUGCCGAAUAGAUAUCUGGAGAAAAGAGGAUGGUGGUCGAUUAUUAGAGGGUGCCGAUUGGGUUGUCGACGCGAUUGACAAUAUAACCACCAAAGUAGAUCUGCUCAAGUACUGUCACGACCAUGGCAUCAAAGUGUUUUCAUCAAUGGGGGCAAGUGCCAAAUGCGAUCCGACUCGUAUACAGAUCAGUGACAUCUCUUAUACGAUUUACGAUCCAUUAGCCCGCUCAGUCCGGCGACGUCUACGUCUGCAAGGGAUAUCUUCUGGCAUACCUGUUGUUUACUCGACGGAAGUUCCAGGAGACGUCAAAUUGCUGCCUUUACCGGAGGAAGAAUUUCAAAAAGGUCCAGUGAAAGAACUUGGAGUUUUUGACGACUUCCGUGUUAGGAUACUACCUGUCCUAGGACCUCUCCCCUCUAUUUUCGGCCUACACAUAUCGACUUAUAUUCUAUGCGAAAUGGCCAAGAAGCCUAUCCUGAAUCCCUUACCCAUAAAAAAUCGUAGGAAGCUCUAUGAAAGACUUCUAAGAGACCUCUUGCACCGUGAAUCAAAGUUGACAGGUCAAAUCAUUAACAAACUUCCAAUUGACGACGAUGACGUUGCGCUGAUAUUCGAGGACCUCCAUCGCGGUCGCUCUGUUGUUCCUCCUCAUCCUGUGCCUUCACGGCCGACUCUUAUGCGCUGGGAUCCUGCGGAGCCACUCACUCUUGAGAAUUGCGUGGUAUUCGAAUUCGCAGAAGCAGAAAAACAUGCACGAGAGUGUUAUGGCAUGACUGGGGUAUCCCAGGAAGGUGACAUUGAUAUUCGGCACCCUCGGAGUCCAGUGAAUGUCUGGGGGGAAGCAGUACAACAAGUUGUCGAUAGAAGGAGCAAGGAAAUUAUUGGGUAUCGGGAGUGGACGCUUUAGCACAUUCAAGACAUUGUGCUACCAGCAUCAUUUAGCUAAUUCACCUCCACAUUCCCUUACUGCUUCAUAUACGUUUGGAUUAUGCGUUAAUACUACCAUCAGCUUCCACACUCAGCUUA